Messenger RNA from Sphenostylis stenocarpa, 288 nucleotides. Lineage: Eukaryota; Viridiplantae; Streptophyta; Magnoliopsida; Fabales; Fabaceae. The record is from the annotation of a GenBank genome assembly.
AUGCAAUACUGGAACGACGAGAAAUGUUUGAAAAUGCUGAGUAACUGCAAGGAGGCAAUAAGUAGCAAGGGCAAGGUUAUCAUCAUUGACAUGGUGAUGGGGAAUGAGAAGGAAGACCGUGAAUUAACUGAGACGGAGAUUUUCUUUGAUCUGCAGAUGAUGAUACUCUUCAAUAAAAAUGAAAGAAAUGAGAAAGAAUGGGCCAGCCUCGUUUUCUCUGCUGGUUUCAGUAACUACAAGAUUACUCCAGUUCUAGGUUUGGAUUUUAUGAUCGAGGUUUAUCCAUAG